GGGGGGGAGCGGAAGUCCCGGCGGGCAGUGCGGCGCUGCAAUGGCGGCCAGCGACGGUCGGGCCCCGCCGCCAACGGCGUGAUGGACGAGGCUGCGAUCGCGGGGCCGCUUGAUGUGUCUUUAUUUGCGCUCGUCCUCUCCGAUUCUGACCGCCGGCGCUGCUGAGCACGCUGUCCGCUUCCCUUCGAUGCGGCACUGAAGCGAUAGGAGCGGACGGACGGACGGAGUUUCAGCGCGGGGCCAGCGGGCUCGAUGGGGCAGCGAGGACGCAGGGCCCGAGUGCGCCCUGCCAAAUAACCUUGCCUUUCAAGACAAACCAGUGACAUUGUCUUGAUCUGUGAAGGGGAGAAAGCACCAGUCCUCCACUUUAAUGGAAGGUCCUCAGGACUCACAGGAACGACCUGUGAAAAAAAUUCGCCAUGAUGUGGAUAACUCAGAUGAGCAAAGUUUAAGAUCCAGGGAACUACAGAACUUUAUCAGACUGCAGAGUGAACCUGACAGAAAUGAUGAGCAAAAGUUUGAGGAUAGUAGUCAAGCUGUUAAUUUAACUGUGCUGAAUGAAGCAGCAGUUAAAAGUGAAGCGACUCAGAGCAGUGAAUCUGAGACUGCGACAGGGAACAGAUCCAUUGAUACAUUUCCUGGCUCGGUUAUAACCUGCACGGGUUAUAAUCCACGAGUGCCAAAUCAAGACAAUGCCCUAUUAUUUCCUACAAAGCCAUAUCCGCACCUUUUCUCUCCACCAAUAGUGCAAGCUUCUUACAUAGGAGAGGCACGAUACUCAGCAAUGCAGCAGUCAGCAUCUUACACUGCAUAUCCUCAACCAAGUCAGCCUUACGGACUACCUCCAUUUGAUGCAUUGUGGCCUGGUGUGAAAACUGAAGAUGGCACACACAGUCACCCUGGAUACCUCAGUUACAGUACGGGAUUUAGCUCAGACCAAACCAGUCCAGCUUAUUAUACAUAUCCUGUUCAAGGUGCAGGAUUCCCAAGAACUGGUAUUUAUUCUGGUGGAGCUGUUGUUGCCAAUGUUGCAGCUCCUAGCAGUUCAAAUCAGGAGUAUCAUUCCUACACAUCACUUGGACAAAGCCAAUAUGUGCCAUAUUUUCCCAGUUCAAGUUAUGCAUCGACGGGGUCUUCAAACUCUCCGCCUGCCAGCAGCACCACUGCUGUCACCUACCAACUGCAAAAAUCAGAAGCUGAAGUGUCCAGUUCCAAGGAUCAGGGUUUUCAAUCAGGAGCUCCGGAUGCAGGCCAGACUCAGUCAACCGCAGUAGUGAAGGAGCUUAAGGAACAAUCUCAGAAAAAUCCAAGUGGAAAAUCUAGGGGGAAAGGAAAGAAGAGCAGUUCAUCACCUCCACCUGACAAUGAACUGGAGCGUGUAUUUGUUUGGGAUUUGGAUGAAACCAUUAUCAUCUUUCAUUCGCUACUGACUGGGUCAUACGCACAAAAAUUUGGAAAGGACCCGGCAUCAGCUUUGACCUUAGGGUUGCAGAUGGAAGAAAUGAUCUUUGAUCUUGCUGACACUCACUUAUUCUUCAAUGACUUAGAGGAGUGUGAUCAAGUUCACGUGGAGGAUGUUGCAGCUGAGGACAAUGGACAAGAUUUAAAUAACUAUGACUUUGCUACUGAUGGGUUUCACGGAUCAGUGCCUGGCUCCAGCCAUUCCUCGGGAGGUAUUGGCCAGGGAGGUGUUGACUGGAUGAGAAAGCUGGCCUUUCGAUAUCGACAAGUAAAAAAAAUUUACAACAACUACAGUACAAACGUUGGAGAGCUUCUUAACCCAGCCAAGAAGGAUUCGUUACAACAAUUAAGAGCGGAUAUAGAGGUAUUGACGGACUCCUGGCUAGCAACUGCGUUGAAAUCAUUAAUGCUAAUUCAAUCAAGAAAUUGCAUUAAUAUCCUGGUCACCACAACCCAACUAGUUCCAGCUCUGGCUAAGGUGCUGCUGUAUGGAUUAGGUGAAACUUUCCCUAUUGAAAACAUUUAUAGUGCCACAAAAAUAGGUAAAGAAAGCUGUUUCGAGCGCAUUAUGUCCAGGUUUGGAAAGAAGGUUACGUAUGUCGUCAUUGGAGAUGGUCGGGAUGAGGAGUAUGCAGCUAAACAGCACAACAUGCCAUUUUGGAGGAUAUUGAAUCACGGUGACCUGAUGUCAUUGCAUCAAGCUCUGGAAUUGGACUAUCUGUGAACUGGAAAGGAACACAAAGCUGAGCUCCAUGUGGCUUGCAUCUUGCUUCAGUGUGGACCACUAACUAUGUUCAUAAAGAUUCUUGUCAACCCUGGACAAAUACUGUUAGGGCCGUGAGCAGUCCAGAUAUCGGAGUGAUCUGCUUAUUAAUGUUGGGCAUUAACUUAAGUACAGACAUGCACGGGGUGCAAGAGCUUUAUAGGGUGAAAUUACUGCCCUGUUUUUAAAAUGUGCUUAAAUGCAAAAAUCCUUUGAAUUGGAUCUUUAAAAUAAGACCAUAUCUUGCAUUGAUCUGUAGUCAAGCUGUGCCUGUUCCUUUUUAAAUGCACUGAAACCUUUGUUGUUAUUAAUAAGGAGACUGUGUGCAAGACAUUCUUUGGAAAUCUUGCUGUGUAAAUGUUCCUCAACAUCUACACUUAAGCAUUGUCGGAUCCAGCAGUGUUACAUUGGGAAAUUGGUUGCAGAAAUGCAUUGGAGAUUUUUUUUUGGACAAAUUUGAAGGAGCGGACCUAUCUACUUUUUUUAAAUAUGACUUCAUUUUAAUUGGGGUCUUUUAAUUCUGGUAGAUUUUUUUCAAUAAACGCUUUCCUUGGGUUGUACGUAAUUCUGAAUGUUGCCAUGCUGUUGCAGGGCUGUAGACUGAGCAUGAAAUACCACCUCAAAAUCAGCAGCUAGUUUUCCUUUUUAACGCUACCUGGUGGUUAAGGAGGAUGAAGAUGAUGGCCUCGACUAAAAGCAAAUGAAAUGGUGGGAAUACCCAGGUUAGGUAGCAUUUGUGAAAUGAGUUAAUGAUUCAGGUGAAGGGCCUUUCAUCAAAACUGGAAAACGCUAAGAGAUAAAACUGACACAGCAGGGAAGUUUGUUUGGAGGGGUUGGGGAGAGAUGGAGGAGGAAAGAUCAAAGGGAGGUCUCUGAUAUUUUGUACAAUUUGACAAUAGAUAUAAUGGUACAAGGAAUAUGCUGAUCCUCAUCCUGUUUUUCCCUCCAAAAAUUGAACUGCUUCAUUCUAUCCUCUUUGGCAGCAACAGAGUCACUAUAUUAGUGAUUUUCUGUUGUUAACGGCUCUACUCAAUGUUCAGGCAUAUUUUUAUGUGAUUACAAGUGGAUUUUCCCUUUUUUAGUCAAAUGCCACCUAGAAAAUAUUUGAUUUGAGCAACUCGGAUAUCUGAGGUGCGGAUAAUAACAUGUAUUAGUUCAUCUCUGAAUAAAUAAAGCGACACAGAAAAACAUAGUUGCUGGACCUACUGCUGUUUAUUUAAAAUAUUUAUGAACUAUUUAUUCCUAAAUAUGGAAUGCAAUUGUAUGUUGGAAAUUUGUUUGAAUUCUCUUUGAUCCAUUGCUUACCUUGCAUUUGGGAUUUUGCACCAUGAUCCAUUGUUUUAAAUUAAAUUGAGUUCAAGUUAUGGAAUAUAUACCAGAAAUAUUUCAUGAGGGGUUUGGAUAUGAUGCUUCACGCAGAGACUGAGUUGAAUAUCAUCUGAAAGAUAGUGACAUGAAUAUCUUCUGUGUCAUUCCCAAGAUGAAUGAUUUGUACUCGACAAAUUAAGUUCAAGGUAGAACACCUUGGGAUCAACUUGGAUCAGCUGUGGUCACCGUUCUGUCAUCUGCCGCCACCUUGCCAGUAGUCGAACAAAAACUAUCGCAAGCUAACUGUGAAGACCAUUUUGCCCCCCCCCCCCCCAAUAGUUGGGAGUGUGAUAUAAAUAUUUAGUAUCAUGACAUCUUGGCAAAAGUCACCGUAAUGCACUUGACAUCAUUCUCUUAAGCUUUCUAUGCUUUGUAAACUAAUUUAUGUAUGUUUUUUUCACUCUGCGUUAACUGCCCAAUGUCCAUAAUGUUUGUACCAUGGGUACAAACCACAGCAUAAUACACGGAUGUCAACAGCAGAACUGUCCAUACUUUCCCCGUAACGUAAUAAUACAAAUGCAAUUUCCGUGUGAAUGGCUGUGGUUUUCUUACAUGAAUUGAGACAUUGGGUGGUCCAUCUGACGAUUGUUUAGGUUAUAAUUGAGUGAUCUGCUUAAAUACGUGUUUCAUACAAUACAGGCAGCUAUGUGGCCACAUGGGAUACAAUUAUGUAAGAAGUAACAAUUGUCCAAUUUGUAGUGGUAAAGAUAUUAAUAAAAAAUUAAUACCAGUCAA
This is a messenger RNA of Amblyraja radiata (thorny skate), 4327 nucleotides long. RefSeq names its product EYA transcriptional coactivator and phosphatase 3 (gene eya3). The record is from RefSeq and is a predicted model, not a curated record. Bases 371 to 2185 code for a protein of 604 amino acids. The transcript has 19 exons. Gene Ontology annotation, molecular function: protein tyrosine phosphatase activity. NCBI's taxonomy places the organism in Eukaryota, Metazoa, Chordata, Chondrichthyes, Rajiformes, Rajidae. Gene Ontology annotation, cellular component: nucleus. Gene Ontology annotation, biological process: negative regulation of extrinsic apoptotic signaling pathway in absence of ligand; cell differentiation; multicellular organism development.